Messenger RNA from Lepisosteus oculatus (spotted gar), 3759 nucleotides. RefSeq names its product transmembrane protein 121Aa (gene tmem121aa). The record is from RefSeq and is a predicted model, not a curated record. NCBI's taxonomy places the organism in Eukaryota, Metazoa, Chordata, Actinopteri, Semionotiformes, Lepisosteidae.
UCCCUGUCUCGCUGCUGAAGGGCUUCCCUUUUAUGACAGCCCCCGGGUAUGGUCCUCGCAAAGCUGUUUAUUAGUAGCUUUAAAAAAGGUUUAAGCUACAGCUGUGGAGCAAGGAAGAUAGAGAGCAAAUAGUCUGACAGACUCUACAUAAGCAAAUUGCCAAUAAAUUAUGCUUUCUUCUGAGAGGGCGGAGGAAGAACAAACGCAAGAGAGACGGAGAGAGAGAAGUUAUGUGUUAAGAGUGCGCCGAUGAAAAAAGGGAAAGGAAGCGAGAAUGUGAAUCGCAAACCCGGCCACAGGAAGGUGCACGUUGUCAUUACAGUGCUUUGACGGGUUUAAAACGAAUUUUUGGAUUUGCUUUAUUUACUUAACGCUGCUGAUGUUUCCUUUGGUACUGGAGAGGCUGAUGCGGACGUAGCGUCUUCUAACCCCUAUCAACUGCGCUGGAUUGCAACCCACAUCUGCGUUUCGAAAAACCGGAAUUUAAAAACACUUUCCAGUGCCUAAUAAAGGAAAACGAGGUUUCAGCACCUUGGAGAGUAUCUUGUUGGACAGGACCCUAUGCCGACGGCAAAAUCCAGAGGGGAGUGAGACAAAAACAGGGAAAAAGGACUAGGAUCGGGGCUGGAAGAACAGGGGGGCAUGUCCAAGAAAGGAAGCACACAGAAAUAAGAUCGUGACGACUGGAUAUAUUUCAAUCCUCUGCAGGUCAUGGUCAAUCAUCCAAGUAACCAACCAAUGUGAAUCCUGCUGAGUUGAGAAGGACAUUACCACUGAUGAUGUCACAACCAAUCAACAGAGAUGAUUAUCAUACUUUAAAAGUACGGAGCUCCUUCUAACCAACAGUGAUGAUGCAAACCACAAAGUGAUCAGCAUGCAGACACAGUGACGAGUUCCUGAUUUAAAUAUGAGAUUGCACUUCGAAGUGGAGUAAACCGAGCCAAGCAGCACUGGAAAAAGGAUGCAUUUUCACGGAUGACAUGUUCAGAGGGGAGAUGGCAAGAAGAUGGAGAUCUGUGCUGUCAUGUCUCCAGGGUCUUCAUGAUAAAUGGCCUUUAGCUUUCCACUUGCAGCUCCGUUAUUCCCAGUUUGAUUUAUUAGAUCCCCUGCAUUAGCCUGGCUGUUUGCCACUCUCAUCUUCCUAAUCACCAUAUCAGGAUAUCUCCAGCCAUUUCCUCUGCAUUCAAUUAAAAUCUUUCUAAGCAGUGAUCAUUGCAAACAUUAUAUAAAUUAGCAGUCUAUUUUACGGAACUUACAACUACUGCCUGCAUUGGCCAACUUAUGUACAUAUUUUUGAAUGAUAACAGCUUUUCAAAUAGUUUUUUUGAGAAACCAAGCUGGUUUGAAAGUAAAAGCCAAAAUUAUGCUAUGAUAACAUUUUAAGAGUCUGUAAAAGGGUGACUUUAGCUUUUAAGACUAAGAGGGUUCAUGGAAUUGCAAUGAAUGAGAUUUUCUUCAACAUCAUUGUUCAAACUAUUCUUAGGAGAAUCAUCUGCUAUGAUUGCCAAAAACUUAACUUUUGCAUUUUUUUCAGCCUGUAAGCACAUGCAUAUAUUUUUACUUUGUAUGUGGACUCUCAAUAAUGAAAUUCUUCAAUUGCUUUGUGUAUAGAGUAAGGCAUUUCAUGAUACAUGAAGUUAUCUCAUCUGUGUAGGCAAUCUGGAAGUAUCAAUGGCAAAAACACUGUCUUUCUCACCUCAUAAAUCUGUGCAUUAAAAAACACACCUAUCCAUUAAAGUACAAAAGGAAAAAACAACCAGAACUAUUGAAAGGGAACAUCACCAUGGUGUUGCCACCUCCAGACAAACGUCAUGUGUGUCUCACAACAAUUGUCAUCAUGACCAGCAUGGCCUUCAUGGAUGCCUACCUUGUGGAGCAGAACCAGGGACCCCGAAAGAUAGGGGUGUGUAUAAUUGUUCUGGUGGGAGACAUUUGCUUCCUUAUUGUACUGCGAUAUGUGGCUGUGUGGGUUGGAGCAGAGGUGAAGACAGCUAAGAGAGGAUAUGCCAUGAUUCUUUGGUUCCUUUAUAUCUUUGUCCUGGAAAUCAAACUGUACUUUAUCUUUCAGAACUACAAAGCAGACAAACGAAAUUUGGAAACGGUUGCCCGCAAAGCUUUGACACUUUUGCUUUCAAUAUGUGUGCCUGGGCUUUACCUAAUUCUGGUGGCUCUAGACAGCAUGGAGUAUGUAAGAACUUUCAGGAAGAAGGAGGAUCUGCGAGGGCGUCUCUUUUGGGUGGCGUUAGACCUCCUGGACAUCUUAGACAUUCAGGCCAACUUGUGGGAGCCACACAAGACAGGGCUCCCCAUCUGGGCUGAGGGACUAAUGUUUUUCUACUGCUACAUCCUCCUUCUCAUUCUGCCCUGUGUGUCACUCAGUGAAAUCAGCAUGCAAGGAGAGCACAUCUCUCCACAGAAAAUGAUGCUGUAUCCAGUCCUCAGCUUAGUAACCAUUAACAUUGUCACUAUCUUCAUUCGGGCCAUUAACAUGGUGCUGUUCCAGGACAGCCGUGUCUCCACCAUCUUUAUUGGCAAGAAUAUUGUGGCCAUAGCAACUAAGGCCUGCACUUUCCUGGAGUACAAAAGGCAGGUGAAGGAGUUCCCCCAGAAUGCUAUCGCUCUGGAACUGCAGCAGAACUCCAUUUCUCACAACCAGACACUGCCCAACACAACAGCCAUGCCCCAUGAACAGUCACCUACCCGCGAGAUUGUUGACACAUGACAACAGCAGUACAUGUAGUUCAGUACACCAACAAUGGUGGUAUUUUGAGUUUCUUCAAGAUAAUCUCCUAAAAGGUAUCAAUAAUAAAAGAAAAACAUUAUCCAAGCCUUUCAACCUUAUCCCCUCAACUGCAGACAGGCAACACAGAGAGGACACCAGAGUGACUGGACUUAAGAAAAUGAACCCCUGCAAAUUGAUGUCACUCUGAGAGAUAUCACUAUUGCAUCUCAGGAAGACUACAACAAUGUUGCAUUGACUACUCCUUGAGGGAAGUAUUUCUGAACUACUGUUUUUGUUCUUCUUGUGUUCUGAGCACCAAACAGAGCCUGGUAUUAAAAAAGACACUGUUACCUUGGUUUUAGCAAGCCACAGACAGUUUGAUUAAACUUAUUUUUUAUGUUUCAUGGGGAAAUUAACUUUUUUACAUACAAAAAAGGAAAAAAAAUACAGAUUUUUUUAAUCUAGCAAUUUCUCUCUUUAUUUGGUAGUACAGUUAACAGUGUAUCUUUCACUUCCCUUGGGUUGUGUCUGUAUUAAGCUAUACCAGUGCAGCAGGGCCAGGAGGCUUGAGAAAAAAAAUAAAAUUAUCUAUGUUUAUAGACUCCCUGGAUUUUCUUGUUAUGGGAGGUGGGAACCAUUGUCCUGGUGUAGCUCCAUUGAGUAUAAUGUUUAAUGACCAAAUGUUUAAUUUAAUCUGAUGUUUCCCAAAGCUCAAUUCAAUCUUGCUUUAUGUGAAAAGUGUGGUCAGAACAAUCCUUCAAAUUUGUGCCCUAGCUCCUGCGUGUAUUUUGUAUGUGUGUAAGCAUAUAUAUAUUUGUGUGUACUGUAUAUAUAUAUGUAUAAACAGUACACACAGAGCCAUGUAAGGAUUAAUUAAUAUAUUUUCUAAGAUUGCAGUCAUAACAUUUAUGGUAAAAAAAGUUAUUAAUCCACCUGACUGGCAGAUAUACCAAUUCUUAUUCAGAUUGUUGUGGUUCUGAUUUUUUUCAGUGGGGAGGUAUUUCAAUGCUCUGUUUUAAUAAAUUACAUGAAAAAUG